AACCUUCUCGUUACACAGUAUGGAUGCUGUAAUAUUAGGAGUCCUGAUCCUGCUGCUCUCCUGCUUUCUCUACACAAAAUGGGGUAAAAUGUAUCAAAAGAGGAACUUGCCUCCUGGUCCUACCCCCCUACCCCUCGUUGGAAAUAUUUUUCACAUGAAAAGAGGAGAAAUGGUGAAAUCCUUCUUAGAGUUUAGCCAGAAGUACGGACCGGUCUACACGCUGUACUUUGGCUCAAAUCCGGUCAUCGUCCUCUGUGGUUACCAAGCGGUGAAAGAAGCCCUCGUCGACCAGGGAGAAGACUUUGGUGGUCGCGGAAAACUACCAACCAUCGAUCAAUAUAUGAAAGGACAGGGAGUGACUUUCAGCAACGGAGAAACAUGGCGGCAGCUGCGACGCUUCUCCCUCUCAACCCUGAGAAACUUUGGGAUGGGGAAAAAAAGCAUCGAAGAGAGGAUUCAGGAGGAGGUCGGAUAUCUGGUCUCGGAACUCAGGUCCUACAAAGAGAAGCCCGUCGAUCCGCAUCACAUCCUGGUCCAGUCCGUCUCCAACGUUAUCUGCUCCAUUGUGUUUGGAAACCGUUUCGAGUUUGACGAUGCCUGUUUCCGAGAUCUCCUGGGGAUGUUUGCCGCCACGUUCAAGGAUAUGAGCAGCAGCUGGGGGCAGCUCCAAGACAUGCUGCCCAACAUCAUGAACCACGUGCCGGGUCCACAUCUGAGAAUAAACAAACACCUGGAUAAUCUCAGCAAGUUCAUCGAAGAGAGAGUGAAGAGAAACCAGGAGACGCUGGAUCCGGACUCCCCGAGGGAUUACAUCGACUGUUUCCUCAUCAAAAUACAGAAGGAGAAGCAAAAUCCCACCAACAGCUUCGACAUGACAAAUCUUGUAAUGACGGUUCUCAGUCUGUUCUUCGCUGGGACAGAGACAAUCAGCACGACCCUGAGGCACGCGUUCCUCAUCCUUAUUCACUAUCCCCAGAUACAAGCCAAGCUAUCCGAAGAAAUCAGACGCGUGAUUGGGGAAAACCGCAGCCCCAACAUCGAGGAUCGGAGCAAAAUGCCGUACACGGAGGCCGUGAUCCACGAGAUCCAGAGGUUCAUCGACGUCAUCCCCAUGAACGUUCCGCAUUUGGUCACAAGAGACACGACUUUCAGGGGCUACAAUAUUCCUAAGGGCACCGACGUCUACCCCAUCUUGUAUUCCGUUCACCGUGAUCCGGAACAGUUUGCUACUCCGUUAAAAUUUAACCCGGGGCAUUUCCUGGAUGAAGACGGUUCUUUCAAGAAGAAUGAAGCCUUCAUGCCGUUCUCUAUCGGGAAGCGGAUCUGCCUCGGCGAGGGCCUGGCGCGCAUGGAGCUCUUCCUCUUCCUCACCUCCAUCCUGCAGAACUUCACGCUCACUUCGCCCAUGAAAUUCACCGACGAUGACAUCGCCCCCAAAAUGUGCGGAUUCGCCAACUUUCCCAUUCCCUACCAGCUCUCGUUUAUCCCUCGUUAACGGCUCCCAUCGACCGGAUCGAUCACG
This is a messenger RNA of Spea bombifrons (plains spadefoot toad), 1522 nucleotides long. Its product is annotated as cytochrome P450 2G1-like. Gene Ontology annotation, cellular component: cytoplasm; intracellular membrane-bounded organelle. The transcript has 9 exons. Bases 20 to 1495 code for a protein of 491 amino acids. The record is from RefSeq and is a predicted model, not a curated record. NCBI's taxonomy places the organism in Eukaryota, Metazoa, Chordata, Amphibia, Anura, Pelobatidae. Gene Ontology annotation, molecular function: oxidoreductase activity, acting on paired donors, with incorporation or reduction of molecular oxygen, reduced flavin or flavoprotein as one donor, and incorporation of one atom of oxygen; heme binding; iron ion binding. Gene Ontology annotation, biological process: xenobiotic metabolic process.